Molecule: messenger RNA, 9508 nt
Organism: Ahaetulla prasina
Lineage: Eukaryota; Metazoa; Chordata; Lepidosauria; Squamata; Colubridae
Gene: PDE9A
Product: phosphodiesterase 9A
Exons: 19
Coding region: 4482-6020 (512 amino acids)
Biological process (GO): cGMP catabolic process
Molecular function (GO): 3',5'-cyclic-GMP phosphodiesterase activity
Source: RefSeq, a predicted model, not a curated record
UGCCCUACAUAUUUCCUCAUUUGAAGUUAAGAACAUGUCUAUAGAUGCUGGUUGUAAUUUUCCUCUGAGCCAGGCUGACAGCUGGCAUUCCUCAGGCUAGUAACCUUUGAUCUUCUGUCAUCUUUACUCCACUAGAGGCAUUUGUAUUGGGUAGAUGAAUUUCAUAGCACCUCCAUCUCUUUGUCUUCAGCAACCUCUCUCCUCCAGACUUGCCCUCUAGGGCUUUAUGAACUUUGAGCAACUCUCCAACUAACAACCCUUCAAACAGUGUCCAAUCUAACUCAGGUUUGCCAACCUAUAGUCUUCUUGACUAAAACCACAAGUCAAAAGACAGAGCAAUCUAAGCGCAUCUUAACCGCUAUUUCAUAUCUCCAUCAAGUUGUGCCAAGUUUCUUUUCAGAGGUCUGCUCUCAAGAGUUCCUCUUAAUUUAAGACUCCAUCACUAACGCAUCUAUGAUCUGUCCUCUUCACUCCCAAGAAGGGUUCCUAUGAGUAGGAAGCAGUGGUGGGAUUCAGCCAGUUCACACCACUUUCUGAGCAAUUUGGUAAACUGAUUGUUGGAAGAAAUCAUUAGGGCAGAGAACCGGUUGUUAAAUUACUUGAAUCCCAUUACUGGUAGGAAGGGUUCCUAAGAGUACUGCUCUACUCCCAACUUCUUUAUAUAAUAUAAAACAUUUGUUUGGAUUUCUGCAUGAAAAUAUGAACAAUGAACAGGAAGACAAGGAUGAAGAAAAGGAAGAAUACUCAUAGGAAGUUCCUUGAUAAAGCUGAGAGGCAAAAUGAUUAAAAGAAUUUGUUUUCCCUGCAAAAAUGGGAACACUACGGAUAGUACUCAACUUACCACCACAAUUGAGCCCAAGUGAGACCACAAGUGAGACAUUUGUUAAGUGAGUUUUCCCCCAUUUUAAGAUAUUUCUUGCCCAAGUUGUUAAGUGAAUCUGGUUUCCCCAUUGACUUUGCUUGUCAGAAAGUUGCAAAAGAGGAUCACGUGACCCUGGGAUGCUGCAUAAGUAUAAAGCAGUUGGCAAGAAUCUGAAUUUUGAUCAUACGAUUGUGGGGAUUCUGCAAAGAUUGUAACUGAAAAACAGUCAUAAGUCACUUUUUCAGUUUUAACUCCAAACGGUCACUAAAUGAACUGUUGUAAGUUGAGGACUACCUGUACUAAAAACAUGGAAGACAAUUGCUCCUGCAGCGGUCAUGGUUGCCACCAGAUGGUAGUACUGAUCAGACAGAGAUUACAUUUAAAAAAUUUCUUAAGGAAAGAAUUUAAUAAAUUCAUUCCAAGUUGGAAUAUGUUUACCGAAAAGACUCUGCUCUUCAUCUCCUUAUAUGUUCUUAAAUCAAGAGGAUUAAACUGCUUUUAUUUAAUGGAAAGAUUAAGUGUGUAAAACUUCCCCAUCUCUCUCUCUCCCCCUCCCUCCCUUCCUCCCUCCCUCUCUUUCUCUCUCUCUCUCAAAACUGGCUAUUGUGUUUCAGUUGAAUAGAAACAGCAGGACCCAGGAAAAAGAACCAAAGUUGUGAAUCAGACAAAAUUGAAGAACAGCUGAACAUUGAAGCAAAGUAGACUAGCUAAAGAAAUACUGAAGAAAGAAGCAUAAAGAGAAAAGGAAAUUGGGAAAAGAACGACUUUAAGAGAAAUCUAAGUUAGAGACAAACACACCAUUUAUGUGAAAGAGAUUGUUGUGUACUUGAGCCAGCAGGUGAUUCUAUGCUUUGACACAUUUGAGUUUCCUGGAAUCAUUGUUCAAAUAAUCCAUGUUCCUUCUUUCUUCUCUCUAAAGUGGAAAGUAUGUUUGCAUUUCCAUUCCUUUUGCUGUUUAUUUUGCUGUUUACCAUUUACUUGUUUCUGAAGCUUGUGGCCUUUGUACAAACUUGAAUAACACAGUGAGCUUAAGCACUUAAUAUGCUCUGCCAAAGGGUCUAGUUGCCUUCAAACACUUCAAAGGCAUAGCACUUUAAACAGCAAGAAUGCAAUAAAUCAUCCUCCAGAUGUAUGCAAUACUUAAUGAAUUUUCUAGUUGACAUAUGACUGUUCAAUGAAAGAAAAUAAAUUGAAGAUUGCAAAGAAAACCAGAAGGUCAAGGAGAAAAUAAAAAGAUAGGGAUCAGUCUGCAGUGAAAAGAAAGUUGUGUAUUAGGUGGGGAAAAUAAUACGAUGUCAAGCUUCUUUGUGAGCUUUUAUUUAUUAAAAGAGUAAGUUUCCAAUCAGAAUAGGAUUAACUCAAAUCAGUUGAGCUAUGUGCUAAAAAGUAAGGCCCAGCUGCAAAUCUGUUGGGGUAAGUGAGAUGAAAAUAGCUUACAAAGUUAGCAUAGAACACGGGUGUCAAACUUGCAGUCAAUUGCCAUCACGUGACAUUUCAUUACAUUUUUUCCCUUUGUGGAGUUGGGGUGGGCAUGGCCUGCACAUGACACAUCCAGCCCACAUCAUCAUCAUCAUCGUUAUCAACAUCAUUUCAUGCGGAAGAAACAUCUCUAUUUCUUCCACAUGAAAUAAAGCUUAGAAAUUUUAAUAGCAGUCAGUUUGCUACUGGAAAAAGAUUUAGUGACCCAAUGGAAUAAUAUUUUUAGUCUUGUUUGAUAGAAAAAUGGGUUCUUCUGCUUUGAAUUGAAAAGGAGUAAGUAAAUCCUGAUUUAUUGUGCAAUUCUAAUCUUGUCAGUAGGUACCAUAAUUUCAGAUUUGCAGACUAAAGCUUUACAUGAUAAGCCAGGGUGGGCACUCCAGAUGUUGAUAAAUUUCUGUGAUGUGAAUUACAAUUAUCUACUUUUGUUUACAUAUUAAGGAUCUGCUUAGAUUAAUAGACAUGUCUGAGCUUCUUUGUGACAACUAUUGUUGUGGUGAUCAUUAUAUUUUGCUUAAAUGUGACUAUCUGGAUGUCAUGGGUGAUGGGUUCAGAAAAACGUAAAGCAAUUUUUUUUUACUAGGGACAUUGUGCCAUUAUUGUGAAUGAUGGAUUCCACCAUUUUUGUUAGGGUACAUAGAGUGAUUUAAGGCAGUAUGAAAAAUGAGAAGACUAGUAACACUGGAAUUGUUUCCAGUCCAGGAGUAUCAAUUAUUCACUUAUAAUCAACUUAUUCAUCCCUAAAAAAUUACUGCGCAAACAAAUUAUGUUGCAAUAAAUCACUCAAUGAUAGCAGGCCACUUUCAGUGAAAACUAGGUGAGCAUUCUUUAUUUCAGCCUUCUCAAAAUUGGAGCAUUCCAGAUGGGUUAGAAUUAUAACAUGCUGGCUGAGAUUUGUAGUCUCAAUGAAUCAUUUGAUCAUGAUAUGUUUAAUUCUUUAAUGUCAGCCUUGUGGGAAUAUUCUGCUCCAUCAAAAAUUAGAAACGUUAUCCCAUAGAUUGCCCUAGAGUUGAACAGUUUAUAUUCCACUAUAAUUCAGUAGAUGGUAUUUAAAAUCUAUUCACUGAAAAUAUGCUUAAUAUAAUUCCCCAUUCUAAAUUUAUAGAAUGUGAUUUAUCAAGCCAAUCUAUAUAUCACCUCAACAUGUCAUUUAUUUCUACGAAACAUAAACUGUUGAGAACCUAGGGGUUAUAAAAAUAGGCCCCCAAAAAAUCAUGCAGCAUUUCUAUGAACCCUGUAUAAUCUUUACUCCUUCCUUCUUUCUGAGCCAUUAAAGCAGAAGUGUGCGUAAAAGAUUCUAUUUUAACUUUAAUAAUUCCAAGUACUGCUAUACUGUGCCCUUAAAAUCAACUCACUGACUGAAUGUCAUAUUCUUUUUCUCUUAUGUCUAGACAAUCUGCUAAAAGAAUGAAUUCUGAAACCUUACAAUAAAAAUCCUUAACACCAACUGUGAAAUAAAUGCCGAUCAUUUGCUGAGUGUUAAGUGCUACUUUGUGUCAAAGCAGCUAAUCAAACCCUACUUUUCUGUACAGGCAUUGCACAUUGAUUGCAGAAAGACUCCUUGCUCUGAAGCCAUCGAGAGUUGCUAUGGGAAUCAAGAGGGCACUUGGCGACAGGGUCUGGAGCUUGUCUCCCUCCCGUUCUUUCACAAGAAUGGGGGGGGGGGGCGGAAUGAAAGGAGGAGUAAAAAAGUGAUGGGAAAUUCAUGCAUAUCUGAGAAGGAGGAUUGUAGUUUGAGGCUGCAGAAUGGGAAAGAGUGAAGAGACGUAUGCAUCUAGUAAUAGUGGUUCAGUUUCAGUUGGCUGGACCUUAUUUCUGCUGUAAAGUUAAUCCAAGGAAUAACAGCCAAAGUCUCACUUUAGCAGAUCUUAGGAAGAUGGGAUGCAGCUCAUCAGCAUACCAACCCAAGUAUAUUUAUCUGGAUAUUAAUGGAAGAAUUCAAAAGGUAUUUGUUCAUUCCUUUCUUGUUUGCAGCUACUGCCUUUAUCAAUUUACCUUUGCAUCUAAGUGGAUUCAUGAUCUCACUUUUUUUUUUAAAGCUUCUGUAUCCUGAGCUCUAUUCAGCUAUAAGCACUGCUGCCUCUUUAAAGCAAUCUUGAAAUAAGACUUUAGGAACAAAAUCUUCAGGAUAUGGAGAGCAUGAAUGGAUACUUGUCUCUUCUGCACAAAUAUAGUGACCUUCAGCAAGUAUUGCAACUCUACAGAUCUUAUGGAGCUAUUCUGCAUUGCUACAGGAUUACCAAGGAAUACAACCAUUUCACUCUUCACAGCUGAUGACUGCAUGGUAUCCAUUGAUCCCACUAUGCCAGCCAACUCCGAAAGGACUCCUUACAAAGUAAUACCUGUAGCCACUGGACAGCAAACAGAGAAAGAACAAUUGUUUCAGAAUUUGCUGGAGCAGGUGGUUGAGCAAUUUUCAAGGGUAUUUAAAAUUGAUGAAUUGAAAACUGAAGUAUUUAAUCAACUGGCAAUGCUGGAGAAGAGAGUGGAACUGGAAGGACUGAAAAUAGUGGAAAUUGAAAAGUGUAAGAGUGACAUUAAAAAGAUGAGGGACGAAAUGGCUGCAAGAAGUACCAGGACUAACUGCCCUUAUAAAUACAGUUUCCUGGAUGAAAACAACAAGCUUAUACCCCGAAGGGAUGUCCCCUCUUAUCCAAAGUACAUGCUUUCUCAGGAGACAAUAGGAGCUCUUAGGAAACCAACUUUUGAUGUCUGGCUGUGGGAACCCAAUGAGAUGCUAAGUUGCUUAGAACAUAUGUAUCAUGAUUUAGGAUUGGUGAAAGACUUUAACAUCAACCCUAUCACACUGAAACGGUGGCUGCUGUGUAUUCAUGACAAUUACAGAAACAAUCCAUUCCAUAAUUUUCGACAUUGCUUCUGUGUUACCCAGAUGAUGUACAGCAUGAUCUCACUCUGCAACCUCCAGGCAAAGAUUUCCAAAAUGGAUAUUUUAAUGCUAAUUACAGCAUCAGUGUGUCAUGAUCUGGAUCACCCAGGAUAUAAUAACACGUACCAGAUCAAUGCACGAACAGAGCUAGCUGUGCGCUACAAUGAUAUUUCCCCACUAGAGAAUCAUCACUGUGCAGUGGCUUUCCAGAUCCUUGCACAGCCAGAAAGCAACAUUUUAUCCAAUCUUGAUAAGGAACAGUUCAAACAGAUCAGACAGGGGAUAAUUACACUAAUCCUAGCAACAGACAUGGCACGGCAUGCUGAAAUACUGGAUUCUUUCAAAGAAAUCUUAGAUGAGUUUACUUAUUCAAAUGAGGAACAUGUAACUCAGUUGAAGAUGAUCUUGAUCAAGUGCUGCGAUAUCUCCAAUGAAGUUCGCCCAAUGGAAAUAGCAGAACCAUGGGUGGACUGCUUAUUGGAAGAAUAUUUUAUGCAGAGUGACCGGGAAAAGUCUGAAGGCCUUCCAGUGGCACCUUUUAUGGACCGAGACAAAGUGACCAAACCAACAGCACAGAUUGGCUUCCUCAAAUUUGUUCUUAUUCCAAUGUUUGAAACUGUAACAAGGCUUUUUCCAGAAGUUGAAGAAGUAAUGCUUCAGCCACUUUGGGAAUCCAGAGAUCGCUAUGAGGAGCUGAAACAAAUAGAUGAUGCUAUGAAAGAAGUCAGGACAGCACCUUCUCAGUUUCAAAAGAAGAAGAAUGAAAGUUUGACGUGUGAAUCCAGAAAGAAGUGAAAAGCAAAGCACAAAGAAAGCAUUACAGUUGAUUAAAAAAGAUCCUUUAGAAGUUUGGCAAGUUCAUCGAAGCAUUGUGGGAUUAUCCAGCAUGGACCAAGGAUGAAGCUGAAUAAUUAACACUACUCAAGCACUUUUCACAUUCCUUUUCUAAAGACUAGUAUUUUUCCUAAUGGGUACAAAUGUUAAAGAGCCACCAUUGUUGCAUACAAUUUUUUUUAAUUUUUAAAGUGGUCUUUUAAAUAAUAUAUUCUUAUACCAAAACAAAACAAACAAAUGGUUGUUGUAAUUAUUCCCUUUUGUAUAUUUUAUAUGUGGUUAUUUUUAAUGCUUUGGGUGAGUUUUUGGAAACAUUGGUGUGUGUGUGUGUGUGAUGAAUUUAUAUGAAAAGUCAUUUCAGAAAUAGUCACAGUAUAUGAAUAGGAAGCAAACUUUUGCCCCACUUUUUGCCUUCUGUCACUUUUUUCACACAUUUGACCAACAUUAAUUUCAGGCUAGCUAAGAAAACAGUUUUCUGCUUUACUGGUCAGCAGCUGUUUGCAGUCAAAUAGCUUGAAAGAAUUGAAACCUGGGGCUACCCCUCAUUGCUUGUUCCUCAUUCCAUUUUCAUCAAUGCUGCUUCAUUACACUCAUUUUUAUAACUGAACUGUUCCCCCUAAAAACAGAGAUUAUGUCCGAGGAAAUUAAGUGUGCAGUCUGCUAUUUUCCCAGAAAGGCAUGUGGCUUCCAGAAAGAUUCCAAACUUGUUGCCAAAUGAUCAUUUUUAAUGUGACACCCAGAAUAUAAAAUUAUUAAUUUUGUGGCUGUAACCCUAUUAAUAAUUUAUUUUAAAUUGCAAGACAUGUUAAUUUCAACUACAUUUUAAAUCUAAUAUAGUUUUUAUUGUAGUCUUGAACCACUUAUUGGAAUGUGAUUCUUGGCAAACCAUUGUAAGACCUGUCCUUAAAUACUGAAACAAUUAGGAUGCUGUUGAUAUCUGUGGCAUUAUUAAUAUGGGUUCAGCAACUUCAUGAAGCCAGGACUUGUGGGCAGAGACCCAGAAGCCUAACCAACAGAUGAAUCACCUUGUCAUGCAACAGUUCUGGCUUUCUCCAUUUUAAAAUAAACUAUUACAAAUUACCAAUAAAAGAAGGAUUGUUAGAGGUAGUGUAGAAUUCUUCAAAACACAAUUCAACUGUUUUCUCAGCAUUUCCUCUACAGCAGCAGCUGGGCAAAACAUAACUGACUUAGCUAGUGAAAUUCUCCAGCACACUGUAUCAUGAGGAUCAGUCCCAGAUCAGACACAAAUCUUGAAUGGAAGGAGUCUAAAAAUUAUCUACCUCUGUUACUCAAAAGCUCACUAAGCUGCCUGGACAGGAAAAGAGAUUGUAUGGGAACCACAACUACACAGUUCUUUCAAAGACGAAUGGUGCAUCAAUAGCUAAAGCCACACUUGGAGUAGAUAUUUUUCUUCUACCUUGCUUUAGUUUUUAUCACUACUCUAAAUUCUUUUGGUAUACAGACUCAUUUGGUUUUAUAUAGUUGUCUGAAAUAAUCUACUGACAUAACUCUUCAGUAAGCUUAUGUUCACCUAGUGAACCAUUGGCAAGAUUUUGUUUAACCAAACUUGGUAUGCCUGCAAUUUUUUUUUUUUGAAGAGUACCUCAUGUGGUAGAUAUCCUGUGAUAAGGAAUAUUGCAGCUUACUUGUUAAAACCUUCACAGCUGGGAAAAUCACAAGAUGGGAUAGAGUGGACCUUCAAAAACAAACCAACAAAUCGCAUUCAAAAUGAGGUGUCCGAGGCUGAUAACCUUGGCAGAAAGGAAAGUUCAUGUCUUCAGAUGUCUGCCUACAUUGGCCAAGGGAUUGGUAACUAUUUUAUAAAGGUGAGCAUGAUUAUAGUCCAGUGCUCAGCUAAUGCAUCUCUUCAAACCAUGUGUGCUGCAUUGGGCCAAAGGAUAUUAUUAACACAGUGCCUUGUGUACACAUAACACAUACAAAAGCUAGAAUAGGCAAAAUAAGAGGUUUAAAAAAAGAUGUAAAUCUGGUUCAAAUAUAAUGUUAAGCUACAAUAUGAUUUAAUUUUGACUUGGUGUACCAUGUGGUCUUUAUUAUCAUUUAUUAUCCACCGCUAAUGGCUUUUGAUAUGUCCAAGAAAUUUGGCUUAACACAAUGUGUGAAAAAAUGUUGAGAAAAGAUGUGUUAUCUGACUGGGAUAAAAUGAGGUAUAAAAAGAUCCUCGAAGGUCUUCUUAUGGUGCAUUGAGUUUUGACAACUGAGUCAAGAUUAAUCAAUAAAUGAAUUAUCUUGGGAAGAAAGUUAUGGGCAGCAUAUAGACAAAUGAAUUUUUGGGGAUAUUCCUUGUAAAUGUGCUAAGUUUAGCCUAAAGUUUUGCUUAAUUGUAUAACAGACUGCUCUUAUUUGGGAGUGGCAAUGGACUGUUUUAAUUGUGCAGGAUCCAAUCCAGGACUAGAGGUUUUGCCUUUGUUUUAAUUAUUGAAGUAUUGUAUAUUGAUUUACUCACAUAUACUGUCCACAGUCAGCCAGAUUGGGGCAGCUGAUUCAUGUUGUUAAAUAAAUACAAAUGAGCACCAGAAAUAUGUACAAAACAGGAAAGAGAAAUACCUCUCUGUUUCAGUUCUUCAGAAAAAUUCUUAUAAAAUACAUUGAAGUUGAACACAAUGAUCCAAGAGAAAUAAAUACCGACUACCUACCACCUUCACCUACCAUCAAGGUGGCGCUAAAAUGAGAAUGCAUGGAACUCUGAACUUUCAUAAAUUGUUCUACUUAUAAAUACAGAGCCACACAUAAGGAAGGUGCUGCAUUCCAAGGACAUGAAUGUUUCUUCUUGAAGAACACAUCCAAGCCAUAUACCUGCUAGUUGAAAUGUUGCUUGCUAAAUCCCAAUUCUUUUCACAAAAAAAGGAAAUAUAUAGGUGGGAGCUCAGACUUUUCUUCCACACAAAACAGGAAAUAAAUGCAGGCUUCCUUUGCCAGAAGACAAAGCUGGUUCACUUAACUGUAUAAUAAUCUCCUUAUGGUAAGAUGCUUUGGAGGACCAUAACUUGUAUUCAUCUUUGGAUUUUAAUGUAUUUCUGCAUGUGUUUGGAUGAAUAAUUUGCUGUUUUUUAGUCCAUUUCUAGUGAUCAAGAAUAUUGUUUAAUCCACCCACAAUGUAGACUUUGCACAAUUAUGUAGUCCUUCAUUCAGUAAUUAGCCCACUUCUGAGGAAUAAGGUUGCAAAUGUCCUUAUUUAUGAGUUGUUAUUUGGAGGCACUUAUGCAUCAAAUGAAUUAAAUGCAUUCUUCUAAACAGCUGUAACUUCUUCUUAAAAUGAAACCAAAAUAUACUGCUAUUAUGUUCUGUUAUUGUAUUUCUGACAUUUAUCACAAGUCUCUGCUUCCCUCUCCAAAUUAAAGCUGAUUAUAUGAGAAAAAAAUUGGUUUGAGGCAAUUAAUAGGCCUUUAAAGGAAAACUGUAAAGAGCUUGCACCUGCAUCUUCUAUUCAU